UUGCUUGGUUGUUUUGAUGUCGGCUAGUGUUGUAGUCAUUUCUCCAAACGUAAAAGAAAACUUCCACCAAUUUAUUUUGCAGUUUGAGAUUAAGGACACUCCUCAAAUUGACAUUCACAAUGCUCUUCCCAAGCUGAUGACAUGAACUGCGUGGCGAGUAAAAGAUAGACAUUUUAGUAAUUUGGUGAAAUAAGACAGGUAGCUGUUAGCUAGCGUGUUAGAGCUUGUUACUGUGUCAACAAGUUUUGUUUGCCAUGGACUACACUGCGCUGGAACUAGAUGCUGUCAAAUUUGCCAAAACGGCUGUAACCUAUGACCAGAAUGCCAAAUAUAACGAGGCGGUAUUUUAUUAUAAGGAGGCAGCCCAGGCUCUGAUAUAUGCUGGCAUGGCAGGGUCCAAACUGGAGGGGAUCCAGGACAAGGUGAAUGAAUACUUGGAUCGGGUCCAGGCUCUUCACAACGCAGUCCAGGCACAGAAAAUUGACCCGCUCAAGUCCCGGCAGCAGGUGGAUCUGGAGCGUGCCCACUUCCUGGUUACUCAGGCUUUCGAAGAAGAUGAGAAGGGGAAUGAUGAUGAAGCUAUUGAACUGUACACUCAGGCUGUGGAGCUGUGCAUUAAGACAUCAAAUGAGACAUCAGACCCAACACUUCAGAACAAGCUGAAGCAGCUGGCACGACAAGCUUUGGACAGGGCUGAAGGUCUUAAAGAAUCCCAGUCCAAAUCAAAUUCACUUCAGACUCAGGACAGGAUUGAACCCUCUGGGACUAAGCCCAGCAGUAGUGCCAGUUCUGGGGGACCAGUCCGUCAGUUUUUCCCCCUCGGGACAGACUUCAGCCUCAGCGACCGACCGCAGCCUCAACCAGUCAGGGCAGUCCAGUCUAGUGAGCCCCACGGUCAGCGCUACACAUCGGAGGAGAUUGAGGUGCUCAGGAGUACAUCUACAAUCAACGGCAUAGCCUACGUGCCCUUCAUGAGUGUGGACCUUAAGGAGCGAUUUGCCUUUCCUGUACCUUUCUCGGACAAAAUGGGGAAACUGGCACUAUCACCAAAACAGAAAGCCAUCUUCUCCCGCUGGGUUCAACCAGAUGAGAUCUGCAAUAACCCCACAAUGAUCAUGUCUGUGUCCAGCUUCAGCAUCAAACAGACGGUGGUCUCUGACUGUUCAUUUGUGGCCUCACUAGCCAUCAGUGCAGCCUAUGAGAGGCGAUACAACAAAAAACUCAUCACCAGCAUAAUCUACCCUCAGAACAGACGGGGCGAGCCAGAGUAUAACCCCUGUGGGAAAUACAUGGUCAAACUUCACAUCAAUGGAGUUCCCAGAAAGGUGAUUAUAGAUGAUUACCUGCCUGUGGAUCGUAAUGGGGAGCUGCUGUGUUCCUACUCCAGCAACAGAAACGAGCUGUGGGUGUCCCUGAUAGAGAAGGCCUACAUGAAGGUGAUGGGUGGCUACGACUUCCCUGGCUCCAACUCGAAUAUUGAUCUGCAUGCCCUGACUGGCUGGAUCCCUGAACGCAUCGCUAUGCACUCUGACAAUCAAUCAUUCAACAAGGAUGACACCUUCCGCAUGCUCUUCCAGAGAUUUCACAGGGGUGAUGUUCUCAUCACCACGGCAACAGGGGUGAUGACGGAGGAAGAGGGGGAACGAUGGGGUUUAGUGCCAACACAUGCUUAUGCUGUUCUUGACAUCAGGGAACACAAGGGAAUGCGUUUCCUACAGCUCAAAAAUCCGUGGAGUCAUCUGCGGUGGAAGGGACGCUACAGCGAGCGAGACGAGAAGAACUGGACACCUGAACUGCUCAAAUACCUCAACUUUGACCCAAAGACGGCGCAGAAGUUUGAUAAUGGUGUUUUCUGGAUUGCAUGGGAGGAUCUCUGUCAAUACUAUGAUGUCAUCUACUUGAGCUGGAACCCUGCACUGUUCAAGGAUUCCUCUUGUAUUCACAGUAGCUGGGAUGGAAAGCAGGGACCAGUAAAGGAUGUCUACAGUCUUGCAAAUAAUCCUCAGUACAGGCUGGAGGUCCAGUGCCCACCAGGGGGAGCUGCUGUGUGGGUUCUGCUCACCAGACACAUCACAGACAAGGAUGAUUUUGCACAAAAUAAGGAGUUUAUCACCCUGGUGGUCUACAAGACAGAUGGCAAGAAGGUUUACUACCCAGCGGACCCCCCUCCUUACAUUGAUGGAAUCCGGAUCAACAGCCCUCACUAUCUGACCAAGAUGAGGCUGACCAGUGGGGGAACACACACCUUCACUCUGGUAGUUUCUCAGUACGAGAAACAAAAUACCAUCAACUACACGCUGCGGGUGUACUCUGGAUGCAAAUUCACCUUCUCCAAGAUCCCAAAUCCUUUUACUCAAACUAAAAGGAUCAACGGCCAGUGGAAGGGGGUCAGUGCUGGUGGUUGUGGAAACUAUAAGGACUCGUACAAACACAACCCGAUCUAUCAGCUUAACCUGGAGCGGUCUGGCCCGCUGCUCGUUGAGCUCCGAGGCUCCAGACAGUACAGUGUUGGGUUUGAAAUGGUGACCGUGUCGACGGUGGGCAAUCCAGGUGCAGCUGCCUUCCAGAAGAAAAGCAGUGGAGAUUACAGAUGUGGUUUCUGCUACAUGGAGGUGGACUAUGUCCCAGCAGGCAUCUACAACGUCAUCCCCACCACCUUCCUGCCCAAACAGGAAGGACCCUUUUUCUUGGACUUUGCCAGUACUUCCCCUCUGAAGGUGUCCCAGCUCCAAUGAAGACAGAGCUAGAGAGAAAGUACCGAUCAGGAAUUGGGAGGAAGGCAUAACAGGAUGUUCAUAAACUGCCAAUUUAAUAUGAUGAAGUAUGAAGGCUUCCUUAAAGUCCCAAGAGUACAGAAUGUAAGAGCUGCUUUAGAUUCCCCUCCUCCUCUCGGAAACCUUGCCAAUGUAACUAAAAUUUAAAAGCUAACCAGACACAUAACUCUUGUGAAAAAUAAAUCAUUAAAAAUAAUGAAGAGGUAUUUUAGUGUUGAAUAAAACUCUUAAGCACAGAGUAGUUAUAGGACAGAAUAAAAUACACUGACUGGAAAUUAAACAGCUAUCGCAAGACAGGCCAAGAAAUAAUUUAGCCAUGAUAAGACACACACCUUUUCCCUCACAUCGAAGGUGAUGUUGUUCUGAAAGUACAGUUGAAUCCGAUGGAUUUAGUGAAACAACUGAUCAAUUUACUGAAUCUCACGAUACAGGGUUGAAACAAGGUGCAAAAUUUGUGCCCAAGAUGCUGUAAAGCAGCAUGUUUAACACUACUUCCGCUUCGCUGCAGUUAGCACCUCGACAGGACAGACAUCCAAGUCAUUUUGCAGUGUUGAGCUUUUUAUGAAAUUUCACAUUAUUUCAAGAACAAGCCUACUGGUACCGUGUCAGAAAGUCAGGUCAGUGACAAGUCCAUGUUAAAGUCUCAGCCUUUUAAUCAUUAACUGAUUACAUUAUAAAAUGUUGCCUGCAUGUCAGUCUACACAGGAAAAACAUGACGAGACACAAUUUUGAUCAUUUAAAGCCCUCAUUAAUAUAUGAAGUAGCAGUUUGAAUCUGAUGAUCCUCACUGCUGCAGAGCUAUGUUCGUGGACAAGAUGAUAUCUGCAACAAAAAACAAAACCUUUAUCUUCACAUAGCUGAGAUCAGUUAUUUUUUUUCUCAGAAUAUUUUCAGAGUUGGGGGCUUCAUGUUAAAGUAGUCAAAGCCGUUUUAAAGUCUGUUGGAAGGAAGGAACAUGUAUUUUCCUGGAAAACCUCAGAGGCUUUUUAUUCUCAGGAGCAGUGCAGCAGCACCACAGGGAAUCCAGUAUGGCAGCAGUUGAAUGAUGUCUGCUCGUGUCGUUUGUAGAUGUGGAAGCUGAGUGAAAAAUACAUUUUGAUUUCUCUGACGGGCCUCAGGUCAGUGCUGGAGGCAGGUUUCACACACACACACAACAUACUGUAUGUGUUAAACCUGUGUGUGUGUCCAUGUGUAAAUGUUUGUCACAGGUUAAAAAAAUGUAUUGCCAAGUACUCAUAUUCUGUUUACUUUUGUUGUACUGCCCUCUUUUUUAAUCAUCUCAUGUUUUUCAACUAACUAUGGAAAUGUCCCCGAUGAGUGGAAAGUUUUUGUUGUUUUUCUGUAGAACUUUGCUGUUAGCUAACAGUUGCCCUGAAAGUACCUUCAUGCAGCUGUUGUAUGAGAUUUUGAUGAGCUGCCCUUGUAAUGGUGUCCACCCAGUAAUUAACACUCAGCUGAAAUGGCAUCAUGUGGAAGCGGUCAACUGAUAACACUCACACAUUUGAUGUGUUGACCUCUUAUCGGGUCAACACAUUAAAUGGCUUUUAAUCCAAUUAGAGCACAAAAUCAAUGUGUCAGUUGUUCAUGUUUGUCUCUUCAGUGGCAACCUGCAGCUCUUUUUUCACGUUUUUCUCCUUUUUGAAGAUGUUUAGAACAUGAAACUUUAUUCUUGGCUUAGGGAAUAUAAAUAAUAUUUAGGUUCACACGUUGCCUUUCUUUCCCUGACUUUGAACUGCAUCACUGUCUCCAUCUGUGACUCCAGCUCGCUCAGAUGUGCAGUUGACUGCUGUCAUGUGAGGGCAGCUUAAUCAUCUCUAUGACAACUAAGCAUUCACUUUUAAUGGAAAGCUCCAGAUCAAGCUUAUUAGUAGAUAUUGAGUUAAAGUCAAAUUGUUCAUUUUUCAAAUACAAAAAAGCCAAGCAGACAGUGGACACUUGUGUAAUGCUUUUUAGUCAAAGAUAUCCAUUUCAUAGCAUUUAAUUUAAUUUGCAGAUUGUUUAUUCCAGAAGUUUUUGAGGAAUUGUGGAAAGGGAAAGAAUCACAUAAUCACAUGCUCUUAGGUCACCUCUUCAUGUUAUGUGAAUUACUAUUCAAAAACCUAAAUAUAUAAUAUAGAGAAAUGCAGCUUGCAAAAAAUACAGCAAAACACAUUUCUAAAGCUUUUUGCACAAAAUCAUUACUUAUAAAUUUUCUUUUUAUCGUAUUUGCAGCCUGUAGUGUUUGUCAUAAAGCUGUCAGACUAAUGAGACUCAACACUGCUGUGCAUUGAAUGUUACUAUUAUAGAAACACACACAGUAGUGCAGUUGGAUGUUGAAGACAAAUUUGGUUUCAGUUUACAUGCAGGGUACUGUGAAAAGUUCAAAUCUACAUUAUUUUUAUGCUAAAUCACCACAAACUACCAAAAUAGUUUAAACAUCUUUUCUUUGCACCUUUGUUUUAGUUCAAAUAAUGAACCAAAAGUUUUUUGGUUGGAAUAAUCUGUUUAAAGUGAAAUAUAUAGUCAAAUGAUCCAUCACCAAGCUCGUGCUUUUUUUCUUUUAAAAACAUUUUUUUUUUCUGCCAACCAAAUGAUUUUAUAAUGUAGCAGGACAAUCUUGCAGUAACCUGUUGUAUGAAUGUUGUACUGUUUGCAGAAUUGCACUAAAUGUUGGGUAGACAUGUUCGAUGUCUGAAUACAGGAAAUUGCAUCUUCUUCUGUCUGAGUUCUGAUUUAUUUAUUCAGGUGGAUACACCAGCUUUUAGCUGGUUUGUCUUUCAAGCUGUCUUGUGAUGUUACUUUAGAAUUAUUUGUGAAUCUGGAAAGAAGGUUGCACCAUAUCUGGAUAGUCCUCAAAAAGCAGAAAGGAUUGAAUGUCACUGCUGAACUUUACAUUGUCCUUCACAGCUUACUUUACUCAUGUUAAAUUAACUGUAACAUCAUGGUCCAAACAGCCACAUCAGUCAUUUUUUACAUGAUUAUUUUAAGCUUUGGCACAAUAAAAUCUCCCUUUUUUUAAAUGUG
Melanotaenia boesemani (Boeseman's rainbowfish) is the source of this 5777-nucleotide messenger RNA. It is a transcript of the gene capn7, whose product is annotated as calpain 7. NCBI's taxonomy places the organism in Eukaryota, Metazoa, Chordata, Actinopteri, Atheriniformes, Melanotaeniidae. Gene Ontology annotation, biological process: proteolysis. Bases 255 to 2735 code for a protein of 826 amino acids. Gene Ontology annotation, molecular function: calcium-dependent cysteine-type endopeptidase activity. The transcript has 21 exons. The record is from RefSeq and is a predicted model, not a curated record.